GGUGCUGGCUAGCUGAUCGGUAGCAACGUCUGUCUUCUCAAAACGACACAGAGAAAACAGCACACUGCAACUAGCCGGGAGAACCAACAACAAACCACAACGCCAGCCCACGAUGGCGACACGGGUCCCGGGGCCGCCAAGAGCUGCUGCCGAUAAACAACACGGUCCCUACCUGCGCCGCCCCCGCCCCCGCCCACUAAAGGCACCGCUUGCCUUUUUGGGACAGCCCUCUCCCCCGGAGUUGAUAACGCGGAAGCAGCGCUUAUCGCGGGGACAGCGGGAGAAAGAAGCGCUCGGAAGGAAAAAGAAAAAGAGCAAAAAAGCCUGCCCCGCGACGAUCGACUUGAUGCGCCACCAAAAACGCCGAUCGACGCAAAAAAGGGUCCCCGCGACGAUCGACCCGUUGCAAAUUGAAUGCGGGUCGAUCGACCUACGGGUCGAUCGACCCGGGUCUAGCCUCGGAGGGCUCAACUCCUCCGAAAGGCGCAUUUAUUGUUUUUCUGCAUUAGCGCUCGGUGCAGGAAAGAGGAGGAGCUGCCAGAGAUAGGGGGGUGGCAAGCAGGAGAGCAGAAGGCCCAGAUAAAGAGUGAAGGAGAGGGGUUGGAAGGACGAAGAACGGGGCUAGUUUGCGAAACAAGAAACAGCACGGGUUUCUGC
Messenger RNA from Pichia membranifaciens NRRL Y-2026, 657 nucleotides. RefSeq lists its product as hypothetical. The record is from RefSeq and is a predicted model, not a curated record. The transcript has a single exon. NCBI's taxonomy places the organism in Eukaryota, Fungi, Ascomycota, Pichiomycetes, Pichiales, Pichiaceae. Bases 113 to 547 code for a protein of 144 amino acids.